GAGAGAGAGAGAGAGCGAGAAAGAAAAGGGCAGAGGGAGCGGGAGCGAGUGAAAGGGUGAGAUAAGCAGGGAGAGCAGCAUCUCUUCGGGCGCAUUCAGCUUGCUGCAGCUCAGGAGGCAGGAAGGACAGGCAGAGUAGAGGGGCGAGCACCAGCACCUCACCGCAGGGGGCGACACCACACCUCUCUCACGCAGACACACACGCUCACGCGUCACCCACGGACAUUCGUGAGGAGGCGUUGAGGCUCAGGAGGAACGCCACAUACAUGCGUGCUGUUAUGCUGGCUUAGCUGCGCUUUGGAGAGCUGUCUCUUGAAGACUGGACCAGAGCCGUGACCAUCGCUUCAUCCAUCCUCUCCUUCUGCCCUGCUUUCCAUUUGUCCAACGCAGAAGCAGCUCUCCGUCAACCAUCCUUCAGCCAUUGGGAGUGAUUGCCAUCCAUCUGCCCUCUGAUCAGUCUCUUCGCUCUGCCUUCACUUCAUUCAGCCAAGCUACCAGGAGCCACAUUUAGAGGGCAACCAGCUGACCCACUCACAAGAACCUGACCUUUCCGACGCAAUCAUGAACUUCCUCCGACGCCGCCUCUCUGACAGCAGCUUCAUGUCCAACCUGCCCAAUGGCUACAUGACAGAUCUCCAGAGGCCUGACCCACCCGCACCUCCUCCACCCAGCGCCACCUCCCCUUCCCAGCAAAGUGCGGCCCCUGCCAUGGCGCCCGCCCAGUCCCCGACCAAAGCUCCAGCACCGUCCCAGGCUCCUGCAAACGUCCCUGCGUCCCAGGAGCGCCGCUCGUCCCAGCAGGCUCAACAGCCCCAACAGGCCCAGUCCUCCUCCUCCGGAGGGUCCUCUGGUUUCUUCAGCUCCUUCAGCUCCAUAACCAACGUGGUCAAACAGACAGCCGCGUCCGCCGCCGGGUUUGUGGAGCAAUCUGCUCCAUCUCCUUCCCUCUCCAAGAAGUUCAAGAUCCUGUUGGUCAUUGAUGAGCCCCAGCAUGAGUGGGCCAAAGUGUUUCGGGGAAAGAAGGUCCUUGGAGACUAUGACAUCAAAGUGGAGCAGGCCGAGUUCUCGGAGAUCAACCUCAUCUCACAUUCAAACGGGACCUGUAGCGUGGACAUGCAGGUCGUGAGAGGGGGAACCAAAGUGGUCAGGUCUUUCAGGCCGGACUUCGUCCUGGUGCGUCAGCACGCGUUCAGCAUGGCCCAGAACGAGGACUUCAGGAACCUGAUCAUCGGCCUGCAGUAUGCCGGCAUCCCCUCCGUCAACUCUCUGGACUCCAUCUACAACCUUUCUGACAAGCCCUGGGCCUUUUCCCAGCUGAUUAACAAUCAGAAGCGACUGGGUCCAGAUAAGUUUCCUCUCAUUGACCAGACUUUCUACCCAAACUACAAAGACAUGAUAACCACCCCCAGCUUCCCAGUAGUGGUGAAGAUAGGCCACGCCCACUCUGGAAUGGGAAAGGUCAAAGUUGACAAUCUGAGUGACUUCCAGGACAUCGCCAGCGUGGUGGCCAUCACCCAGACCUACUGCACUACAGAGCCAUUUGUAGAUGCCAAAUACGACAUCAGGGUCCAGAAGAUCGGCGUGGAAUACAAAGCGUACAUGCGCACAUCCAUCUCUGGUAAUUGGAAGAGCAACACUGGAUCUGCCAUGUUGGAACAAGUAGCCAUGACUGACAAGUAUAAACUGUGGGUUGAUACCUGCUCAGAGAUCUUUGGAGGACUUGACAUCUGUGCCGUCAAAGCCAUCUGUGGCAAGGAUGGCAAUGACUACAUUACUGAGGUCGUGGGUUCGUCUAUGCAGCUGAUCGGCGAUCACCAGGCCGAGGACCGGCAGCUCAUCGCAGAGGUGGUGGUCACUAAGAUGAACCAAGCGCUGGCCGCCAGGUCGUCCGGCGCCUCGCGCUCGCCGGCCCGCUCCCCUCAAGGCCAGAAGCCGACCACUGCACAGGCCCAGCAGAGUGCUGCCGCCAAGGAAGGACUGGCUGACCCGAACAGAACCUCAGCCCAGCGCCCUCAGCCUCAAGGGGCGCCAAUAAAGUCACAGAGUGUGGACCCAUCACCAGACUCAGCAAGAGGAGCACCUGAAGUAGUAAAACCCAGCCAGGCUCAAAAACAGGGUCCAGCUGCAACUCAGAAACCAGCUCAGUCUCAGAAGCCAAGCCCAGUCCAGAAGGCCGCCUCAGUCACCAAACCUCCUGUGCCGAGGCCUCCCCCGAUGACCAGAGCCCCGUCGGUCACAAAGUCAGCGGCAGAUUCUGCUUCCGCCCCAGUCAAAGCUUCGCCAUCUUCCCCAGCCAAAGCGGCUCCAGGUUCCCCCAAGGCCCCAGCUCCAGCCCCGGCCUCACCCGCACCCGCAGCUCCUACAACAGAGCAGCCCAAGCCCCAGCCCCAGGGCUCCCCAUCUGCAGCUCCUGGCAAACCAAAAGAGCUGCCUCCAAAGCCCACACCACCUGCAAAGCCCAUCCCUCCUGUGCGCAGGAAUUCAAAACCACAGAUCCAGCCUAAGCCACAGACCCCACCUCCCCCCAGAGCUUCGCCUAAACCCCAGCCUGCUGCCCCGGCCUCAGAUACUGCCUCAACCCCUUCCCCAACACACGCUCAGUCCCCAGCCAAAGCCAGCCAGUCCCCGCCAAAUGUCCAGUCUCCAGCUAAGGCUCAGCCCCAGGCCAAAGCCGCCUCCCCUUCCUCCAACCCUGAGUCUGUGCAGGCUGAGGCAGCUGCAGCUGCCGCUGAGACCCAGCCCCCUGUGGAGGAGCAGCCAACAUCUCAGCAAAAGACCCAUCCUCUGCUGAAUAAGUCUCAGUCCCUGACCAAUGCCUUCAACGCCUUCAGCGACUCCUCUUUCUUCCGCGGUGUCUCCAGCUCUGGAGGCGACGGCCAAGACGAGGCCAAGGCCGAGACCAUUCGCAACCUCCGGAAGUCCUUCGCCAGCCUUUUCUCUGACUAAACAUCCGCAAGCAUAUUAUUGAUUCUGGCCUCCUUUUUUCCUUUUGGCCAGUGAUGACUUGAUUGACAUUAAAUGUGAACCAGUCUGAGAUUAAACUUUGUGUGUUAACUGUACUGUAUUCUCUCCAUCUUGGCCCCUCUUCUCCUCCACUUUCAGCUUCUCUGUGUGAGUAACAGUCAGGCCUGCAGUGUAGGGUGUCCAGUGGUUAGUGCUUUGCCAGAGUCACUGGAAGGAGUUACGUCAUUGAUAUAACACAGAGUGGAAUAGAAUACCAAAAUAUUUAUUUUUCCCAGAGCACAAUUAAUAAACACUUUUUAAAGUAUAUAAAAUUAUAGAAUGAAUUAUUGAUAAAAUGUACAUAGAGUAUAUAAAUAGAAACAUAUAUAAGUAUUAAAGGAGACAAGCCAGCAAUGGAAAAGCUCAAGUAGCACUUUUCAAUUAGAUUUAGUCAGCGACAUAACUCUUUCAUUCAGUGGCUGAACAUGAAUCAGAAUUUUGACAUGAUGGUUUUCUCACUACCAGGAAUGGUUUUGUGUAAAUUCAGCCGUACUGUCUGUUCUUCGGUACCGGACACAGGGGCCGCCAUUGCCGUUUCGUCUACAAGCCUUGAAGUUCGUAGUGAGGGAGUUGAAAUUCUGUGUUUGUCCAUCUGUGUUCAGUUGUUAUGCAUGACUCCUCCAAGUGGUUCUGUGUGACGUUUGGAGCAGAAGGGAGCUCUAUCAGUGUUGAGAUUUGCCCUCCAUCCCAUCCUCUCUCUCUCUCUAGAUGUUGUAGCCUUAUUGUGAACAUGUUUCCAAUUCACAGCUGUUUGCUAGCUGUGCAGACUUUCGAUUACAACUCAGAAUUCAUUCAUUUACUUGUUCGGAACACUUUGAAUUAGCUGUUGAGUGCAAGAUUCAUUGCAGCUGUGUGAAACUGCCACAGUUCAGUCGGAGUAGAUCCGUCCUGAAAAGUAACUGAAUGCAUUUCAAAUAGUAACUCAUGUCUGUCGCUGUGACUGGUGAUUUCUUGUUUCACCUCUGUGUAUCUUUCAACAGUAUUGUAAUUUGUUGAUUAUUCUCAUGAAAAGACAUUGAGACAGUAGUGCAAUAACACGUCAACAUGAUUGUUGAGCGCUGUCACCCUAUUAUAAAUAUAAAUAUGACCAUGCAUACAGGACCUGUGUAUCUUAUCCUAACAUUCCCUUUAAGAUUCCUUUUAGUGGCGACUUUCCAGGUUGCUUUGUUCUGCAGUCAAAAGCUGGUUUUCAGAUGAAAAUUUCGUAUUAAAGUGUUGGUUUUUGUGAUUAAUCCUGUUUAUGUUGUGGGACUGAAUUGAAGGUAACCUGGAAUGAACCCAGUACCUUAACUGGCCAUUUUCAGUUGAGUUGUUAAGUUUAUAAAUGCAAAACAAAAAAAUCUCCAACACCUAGAACUGCAUAUCAACCUGUCUGCUUAGCCCUCAUGAGUACUAUGUUGCAAGUAAAUUAUGACAUAUUGUAUUUGUAUGUAUGUAUGUGUCAUCUCAGGAGUUUAUUUUUUGUAAUAUAUUAUCUGAUUUAUUUAUUUUUUGAUGCUCUAUAUUUAUGGUACAGUAUGUUUUGUAUUGUGUUUUCAUUUAGUACGCAGUACUGCUUUGCAUGACCUGGUGACUUUUCUUUCUGUACAGAUAAAGUUAAUAAACAUGUGGCUCCAUCA
Molecule: messenger RNA, 4622 nt
Organism: Betta splendens (Siamese fighting fish)
Lineage: Eukaryota; Metazoa; Chordata; Actinopteri; Anabantiformes; Osphronemidae
Gene: syn2b
Product: synapsin IIb
Exons: 13
Coding region: 562-2946 (794 amino acids)
Biological process (GO): neurotransmitter secretion
Cellular component (GO): synaptic vesicle; synaptic vesicle membrane
Molecular function (GO): ATP binding
Source: RefSeq, a predicted model, not a curated record